ACAAAACGCAGGAAAUACUGAAACUGAUACUAAGAGACAAGUGCUGACAAAUGUGAACUUCGCGCUACCUUACAGUGCCGCAGAGAGACUUGCCUACUGGAACCAUGAAGGCUCGCAUCGAAGAUCGCGUCAUCUACUCACCAUACCCGCAUAUCGACAUCCCAGUGUGCUCGUUUUAUGCCUUGGCAAGAGAGAAGCUGCUGAUUAACCCCAACAAGGUAGCACUGGUCGACGAACAGCUGAGCCUUACACGUGCCGAGGUUCUGACUUGCAUGCAGCGCUAUGCCGUCGGCUUCCGGCAGAAUGGCAUGCUUCCCGGCGACCAUGUCGCCAUUCACGUCAACAACAGCGUGGAAAAUCUGAUAGCAAUAUACGGAUGCAUCCUAGCGGGCGCGACAGCUUUCCUGGCCAACGCCUCGUUCACCGCAUAUGAGCUGCGCCACCUAGUGGAAGACGGCGACUGCACACACGUCAUCACCGACGAGCGGAAUGCAGAGAAGGUUAGGAAAGCAGUUGCGAGCUUAAAGCUAAAGGGACGAUUCAUCGUGGGACAAGCAGCCGACUUCGUGUCUACCUCCGAAUUUUUGAAGAUCGAUGAAAAAGAGUUCCGCGAGUGCCCUGUCACCGAUCCUAAAAACACCGUUCUUGCUGUGUCCUACACAUCGGGAACCACUGCCUUCCCCAAGGGCGCUGAGGUGACUCACUUCAGUUACGUGGGGUGCUUCUACACAACCAGGAUGCACGUGCCCUGGGGAGAACCAGACAUCCUUCUUGGCUUGAACCUGAUCACACAUCAGUCAGGCAUGAUGUACGGCAUGAUAGCUGUCCUUGACGGUGCAACGUAUGCACUUGUGUCAGAGUACACGGCCACUCUGGAAAUCAUGGAUGCUGUCGACAAAUACAAGGCGACGGCAGCGUUGUUGUACCCAAGCAGGCUUCAAGCUCUGGUGCGGGAGAUGCGGCGCACUGGAAGAACACUGCCCAGCAUGCGUGGCAUCGCCGUGGGUGGCAGUUUCUAUCCGAAGCAGUUGCUCGAAGAACUUCCUAGAGUGUUCAGUGGUCUAGAGCGCCUGGUGCACAUGUACGGAACUACCGAAGCGUGCUCCUGUGUUACUUCUCAGCCUAAGAGCAAAGAGCUCAGCAUCAGCACUGACGUCGGCUUCCCUGCUACGAAUGUUAAAGUAAAGGUAGUUGAUUUGCUCACGCGUGAGAAACUUGGUCCCCACCAGACAGGCGAGAUCUGCUAUCGCUCAGAGUGGAUGAUAAGGGGAUACUACAAACGACCCAAAGAAACCAGUGAUCUGUUCGACGAGGAAGGUUGGAUUAUUUCAGGUGACGCCGUUUACUACGACGAAGACGGCCGGAUCUAUUUCGUCGAGCGCCUAAAGCAGAUGAUCGAUUGCAUGGACGACCUCGUGAUUCCCGCCGAACUUGAAGAGCUUCUUCUCCGCCAAUAUGCGUCUGACAUCGCCGAGGUGGCAGUUGUGGGAAUCCCGCAUCCCGACUACGGAGAGGCACCAACGGCGGCAGUGGUGCUCACAGACGAGGGCCGCAAGAAAGACUCAAAGCUGCUCGCCGAAGAGAUAAAAGCAACAGUAGCGAGUAUCCACGCUUUACAGAAGCACCUUUACGGCGGUGUCUUCUUCCUGGAUUCACUACCAAAGACGGACACCGGAAAAGUCAAAAGAGCCACCUUGGUUCGCUCUCUCGCGGGACGCGAGUAACCACGUGGCCAUCGGCCUGAUACUGGCCUGUCCAUCAUGUGCGUUCGACAUUUGCAUAGUGGAUGGGACUUUGCAAUAAACGAUGGAAUUAGCCUAA
This is a messenger RNA of Dermacentor andersoni, 1821 nucleotides long. NCBI's taxonomy places the organism in Eukaryota, Metazoa, Arthropoda, Arachnida, Ixodida, Ixodidae. The record is from RefSeq and is a predicted model, not a curated record.